GUGCACUUGAUGAAACAUUUGAAACCCGGAGUCCUCGUUCGCUUUAGCUGACAAAUGGAUCUCAAGAGGUGACUUCACUGCUAUAAAUAGGACAGCCGUAGCGGGGUGCGUAUCGCGGUACUGUAAGCCCUAUAGUUUCGCUGUGUUUGCUCUGUGACUGAGUCACGAUUUUAUUCAAGACACGUCACUCUCGACAGCAUAAUAAGGAGUAGGCCAACGUCAAAGGGGAAAGUUUACAGUAUUCCUAUCUCUUGACUGUGUAGAGCAGCGUCAUGCGGGCCUCGCACUGUGUAUAUAAACCCUCGCGAUGUCCUGCUGAAACGUUAUAACCGGUUUCAAACUCGACGCAAGAACAACACUUUUUCAGCUCACCCACCCAGCGGUCGCCCAUACUUUGCAGUAGAUUUCUAGCCUGCACCUUCAACAAUUAUUUGCAAUUUUCCAUCGAGAGAUACUCGACCACCACAGAGGAAUAUAAAAACAAUCCCCUCCAAACUGUACGAUACCGUCCCCAAGCAAGACUGCAUUAUUCUCUGUCAUUGUAGAAAGACUCCCAUACGCAAAAAGAGCACUUAUAACUCUACAAGUCCACCAUACACCAAACAAAAGCAACUUCGCAACACUAAGCCCAAUCUGCAACAUACUGUACACCAGCCUGUCCAUCCGCAAAACCAUUUAUAAGCCAAAUUAUUCAGCAAACAGCUAAGCGGCAUAUUUCAAAACGCUGGCGAACAGCAUUCCUGUCCAAACAACGUCACAUUACAUGCAUAAGCACACAUUAGCUCUACACCACCUAGAGGCCUCUCUAAGAAACGAGACGCUCUAACAAUAAGAGUUCUUCAUACAGACCCACAUUCGCGUUCAACAGCACAGCAAAUACUUCAACGACACAGUUCAGCCUUCAACCAGUCCCGCUUACGACGACGAGGAGUCCUCCGACCUUUCGGGUUGACCUUUUGUAGUCUACCUACCCACCAGAUACCGUGAACUGCGCAGCGACGAAGGCGUUUAUCACUGAUAUCAAAGUGGACACGGAGCUUAUACUUAUAGAACGAAGAACCAACACAAACAGUAACUGCUGCGCGCAUAGAUAGACGGAAAACAAGGGACCUUUUACAUUCUUAACCCCGCUGAGACCAUGGAAAUACUCUCCAGUACAAACGAUACGAAAACUCCUUUACCUAAAUCAACGGUCAAGGAAGUUGACCAGUGGUUGGAACAACUGUUUAAAUGUGAGCCUCUUUCGGAAGACUCGAUCAAGUCGUUGUGCGAGAGAGGGAAGCAGAUUUUUUCCGCAGAGUCGAACGUACAGAAUGUCCAGAGUCCAGUGACGAUAUGUGGGGACAUACACGGUCAGUUUUUCGACCUGAUGGAGUUGUUUAAGGUCGGUGGAGACCUGCCGGACACCAACUACUUGUUUAUGGGGGACUAUGUGGAUAGAGGCUAUCACUCCGUGGAGGUCAUUUCGCUUCUUGUGGCACUCAAGAUCCGCUACCCAGAACGUAUCACCAUCCUACGAGGCAACCACGAGUGUCGGAUGAGCACCCAAGUCUACGGCUUCUACGACGAGUGUCUCCGAAAAUACGGCAGCGCCACCGUGUGGAAAUACUUCACAGACCUCUUCGACUACAUGCCCAUCACAGCCUUGGUCAACGGUCAAGUUUUCUGCCUGCACGGAGGGUUAUCUCCCUCUAUAGACAGUCUUGACCACAUCCGGGCCUUAGACAGAAUCCAGGAGACGCCCCACGAGGGUCCGAUGUGUGACCUGUUGUGGUCCGACCCAGAAGACAGAAACGGCUGGGGGAUUAACUCGAGAGGUGCUGGCUUCUUCUUCGGAGAGGACGUGUCCGAGGCGUUCAACCACCACAACGGUUUGUCCAUGGUCAGUCGAGCCCACCAGGUGGUGAUGAGCGGGUAUAACUGGUGUCAUAAUGGUCACGUGGUCACGGUGUUCAGCGCGCCAAAUUACUGCUACAGGUCCGGGAAUCAGGCAGCCAUUAUGGAGCUCGAUGACGCCUCCAACUACCGUCUGACCCAGUUUGAGCACGCCCCCUCACAAGGACGCGGGAAGGUGUCCAAAAUCACACCGGACUACUUCCUAUGAUUGACACUUUGCCUAGGUUCUCUUUACACCAAUUUUAGCCCCCUUUUUAAAAACUCACUUUUUAACAUUGAAAUGGUUUUUAUCUCUAUUAUUUUUUGUGUUACUCCGCCAAUACAUUUUACAAGGUCUAGACGGCUUCAAGAUGACUCCUUUGGCGGCAAGUUAAAAUCCGAAUUGACCAAUUUUAGUUUUAGUCCAUUCACCCAUCCUAUGUCCAGGGGAUAUACAGCGGUGCGUCAUAUUAGACACAUAUGUCGGUAAAUCAAAGAAAAUAUACGUCAUAUACAAGACACAAUUAUUUUGAAGGCGGAGCACUUAAACCGAGCCCUUUAUGGAAAAAAAGAGGAAAAAAGAAAAGGCGGGGAGAAGAUCUCUGAUGAUUGCACACCAAAGUGAACGCCACACGACAUGUGCACCUAAUGCAAUAAUAAUAUCAUUAAGAAUGUUCCACAAC
Aplysia californica (California sea hare) is the source of this 2558-nucleotide messenger RNA. RefSeq names its product serine/threonine-protein phosphatase 2A catalytic subunit beta isoform. Gene Ontology annotation, cellular component: cytosol. Bases 1139 to 2104 code for a protein of 321 amino acids. NCBI's taxonomy places the organism in Eukaryota, Metazoa, Mollusca, Gastropoda, Aplysiida, Aplysiidae. The transcript is spliced from 2 exons. Gene Ontology annotation, biological process: peptidyl-serine dephosphorylation; mitotic cell cycle. Gene Ontology annotation, molecular function: protein serine/threonine phosphatase activity. The record is from RefSeq and is a predicted model, not a curated record.